GACUAGAGCGUCGGAGGUGGGAUGACAAGAGAUGAUGGUAUUAGGCUAGGAGGCAUGCAGAAGGUCAAGGAAACCUCAGAGGAGUUGUGCACAAAAUUAUCAAUCUCAAUAAAGGAGGAUGGGAUGGCCAAACAAGAUGAGAAUGAUGUGGCAGUUGAGAUGGAUGAGUACUCUUUGGUCGGUCACCUAUACGAGGAAAUUUGCAAAGAUAGUGGUGACAGGAAUGCUGAAACAUGUUCGAACGAUGUUGUGAAGUUUGGAGAUACGGGAGGUAGGCGAUAGGGUAUAUAUAUUUGUGUUUGAUUAGCUAUUUGAACAAGAUUCUAUGCUAAAGUUUAUAUCCUUAUUUUUUUUAUUUUGCCUUGAAUAAAUGGAAAGAAGGUUC
Messenger RNA from Rubroshorea leprosula, 385 nucleotides. The record is from the annotation of a GenBank genome assembly. Lineage: Eukaryota; Viridiplantae; Streptophyta; Magnoliopsida; Malvales; Dipterocarpaceae.